This is a messenger RNA of Sphaeramia orbicularis (orbiculate cardinalfish), 3842 nucleotides long. It is a transcript of the gene podxl, whose product is annotated as podocalyxin-like. Lineage: Eukaryota; Metazoa; Chordata; Actinopteri; Kurtiformes; Apogonidae. The record is from RefSeq and is a predicted model, not a curated record. The transcript has 8 exons. Gene Ontology annotation, biological process: cell migration; positive regulation of cell-cell adhesion mediated by integrin; regulation of microvillus assembly. Bases 470 to 1933 code for a protein of 487 amino acids. Gene Ontology annotation, cellular component: microvillus membrane; apical plasma membrane.
ACAGUCUGGGGGAAUGGGCAGUACUCCUGGUCUGCUGCACUGGCUGGUAACAGCUGAACACUUAGCUGCAGAGUGAGGACUGACAGAGCACAAUACCAGCACCAGGCCACUGUGGGAGACAGAGAGAGAGAGAGAGAGAGAGAGGGAGAGAGAGAGACCUUGAGCCACAACGGUGCAGCCAAGGAGACCACAGAAACACUCUUCCCCCAAAUCCCCAAGUCUGCAGAGAAAAGAAGCAGCCGAGACAAACAAAAGCAUUCUUGGCUUUCAGUUCCAUAGAAGAAGAAAAAAUUGAACAAUACUUUGGGCCUGAUCAUUGACUUGAGAAACAAAUUCAAGGAGAAAGGCGUGACAGGACGGCGUCAGAGUCCGCUUCAUCAUCCUCAUCUACUAAUACAAACUAACGGAUUGUAGCGCUGCGCUGCAUGAAUGAUACAUACAUCUGCGAGAAGAAACGAGCAGAAACAGGAUGAGAACGACUCUGAGGAUCACGUGGCUGCUACUUUCACUGAGCCUUCUAAUUCAUGUGCAUUCCACUGAAGGACAGGAUGCUACUGGGCUGCCUGCUGGUGGUGUAUCAGGGACUGUGCCAACUAUUGCCAAGACAGACACACCUACUAGGGAGACAACUGGACCUGUCAAAAAAAAUGAACCUACAACGGUCACCUCAGUCAUCGUUUCUGCUACUAAUGUCGUCCCACCGGCCACAACAGUCAAGAGACCAGCUACUACCAAGCCUGCAGACGUAACACAGCCCACCCAACCACAGGCCACCACCGCCGCCACAGACAAGCCAACAACACUGCCCAGUAGUGGUACAACACCCCCACCCACUCAGGCAGGUGCAAACACUGCAGCUGUUACACCCACUCCUGGUAAGACCAUGCCCACAACUGCAGCCCCAUCUGGCAGCAGCAGCAGCACCAGCAGCGGCGGCGGCGGCAGCAGCAGCGGCAGCGGCAGCAGCAGCAGCAGCAGCUCAGGGGUACUACCACAGGCUAUCACGACACAGGCCUCACAGCCGCCUGCACCUGGUACCACGUCUAAGGCCGACGCACCUACGACCAGUCCAGCACCCACUGGGAAUGUGGAGACGACUAAAGCCACAAAGGCCUCAUCAGGUCCAGCUACAACAGUGGGUCAACUGGUGACCGAUACUACUAUCAGUUCCAUGACAAAGCAGGACAGACACAAACAAGCCACAGAGAAAACCACUGUUGUGGCUACGAGUCACAACCAGGCAACAGCAGGAAGCACACAGCCAACCACAAACACACAGAUGACGACCCACCCCCAUGUAUCAGCCAUGGGAGGACGGUCUGGAGCAGAGUCCAUCAGCACCACAGUGGCAGCCAAGACCUCACAAAUCGCCCCCACCACCGUCAACAUCCCCCCAUCUCAGCAAAAGACAUUUUCAUAUUCUCUCAACAAUGGACAGGAGAGUGAGGAGCAGAAGGAUCUGGUGGAGCUGUGCAGGCGACUGAUGGGGAAUUUACAAGACGGAAACUGCGCCUUGGUGUACCGGCAUCACAACGGCACAUUACAGGUCGACUCUGCAGAGAUAAACGGCAAAGUGAAAACCACCCUGGUCAGUCAGUAUUUUGAGGACAUCACCAAGAAACCAACAGAUAAUAAAACCCUCAUCGCCAUCCUGGCCUCCUGUGGAGCUCUGCUGAUCAUGAUCGUCAUUCUUGCUGUUUGUGCCUCCCACCAUCGCAAACCGUACCAUGAGAACCAGCAACACCUGACAGAAGAGCUGCACACGGUGGAGAAUGGUUACCAUGACAACCCCACACUGGAGGUGAUGGAGGUGCAGCCGGAGAUGCAGGAGAAGAAGAUGGCUCUGAACGGCGAGUUCAACGACAGCUGGAUCGUCCCCAUCGACAACCUGCUAAAAGACGACAUGCCCGACGAGGAGGACACCCACCUGUAGGAACAGCAGAAGAAGGAGAAGACAGCAGCGACACCCAGCUACUGCAGCCACGCCCAAACAAGUGAAAUAGUCCACAUUUGCUGCUCUGUGACAGCCCUCCUCAUGCAGUUUUGUCUCCAGAUCCAACGCUGUGUCCCCAGAAAAAUACACUUUCUAGAACAAUCUACCACUAAUGAUCACCUGCUCUGAUGUAUUUGUACCGCACACUGGUGUGACAAACACAAGAUUCAGAAACCAAUCACCUUAUGGAUGGAGGAUGAAAUCAUUAUAGAGGCCUUAGGAAACUCAUGAACAGAGUUUGGAAAUAAAUCCAUCACUGUUGUGCCUUUAAAGUAUUCUUCUAUAAACGCUUUGCUACUAUGACUUCCUACUGUGCACAAUCCAAAACUCAAGAGAGUCCCAGGGCAUUGUGUGUGGAGGAUUAGAACCUGCCUUCUCUUAUUCUAUACUCACAGAAUGAGUUGAUUUGUACACAAGCACAUGUAAAUAGAGUAUUUUUGUGUUUUUGUUACAUCCAUAUUUGAUUUAUCUGGCUCUGGAAGCCUCACAGGAAUAAGUUCAGAGUCCAACGUCAGCUGCCUCGGCGGUUCUAGAUUUACUAACUUAGAUAGAUGACCUCAGGAUUCUUCAAAACAUCCUGGUGAUUUUCCACUAAUGUCAGCUCUGAAGGGCCUGCCAGUCUGUGAACUGGUCCAACAGAGCACUAACCCCACUCACAACGGAAUCACAAAGACACUGGCAGAGGCUAAAGGUAGAGGGUGAAUAAGGGAAAAGCAGAUGGGGAUAGGAAAAAUAAAACUGUUAAUGGAACUCAAACAUGUAUGGAAAGUCUGAGUGGACAAAUAAUAUGCUCACUCAGUUUAUUCCAAAUCUCUCAACUUGCCAUUACAUAACAGUAACUUUUGAUAAAGGGAAGAAUUAUAUAAUUCAAGGAGUUUAAUGAAAUCGUCCAAAAGUCAAGUCCCAUUAUUUAAAUAUUUUUAACUUGACAUUUUGCCACUUUUUUAUUGUUUGGGCCAUAAUUUCUAUUAUUUAUUCUACAGUUGUAUAAGCCAAGUUAAUUGAGAAAGUGGAGUCAACAGGAAGUCCACCUGUUAACUCCAUGGCUACUUAGAGUACAUAGGUUUUGUCCCCAAAUUAGUUUAACCUGGAGUUUCUCUUUGAAUGUGCUGCCAUUGUAUAGUUUGUCUUUUAACUACAGGACAGUGUUAACACAUGAAGUAAUGAUGGACAAAAAUAAGGUGAAAGACCCAAACAGAAACAUUCUCAUCUUUGCAUUUGUCUUUUAUUGGCUGCUAAGAUGAGUCGUUUAGGGAUACGUUACAGUGAUGCAUUGGGAAUAAAUGAGAAAAUACUGCAUCACUUCAGACAAGUGGUCAAAACCUGACUGAUACUUUUUCAGUGAAGACUCUGGUUAAUGUUGAUACUGUGCACUUCUGAAACAAACUUUGUAAAUACUUUUAUCACAGUUGCUGACGGUGGAGUCAUGUGACCUUUAAAUGACAUGACAUAAAAUCACAGCAUAACUUCAGCACAUUCGCUUUUGUUAUUGUGUUCAGUCUAUUUUGUUCCCUUUAAACCAGUUAAUAUAUGCAUAUUUACCUUCACUUCAACCUAUAUACACAAGUAAACCCACCACCUUUGGCACUUCUUUCCCGUCUUUGUUUUUUAUUUUGUUUUCUCUGUGUGUUUCACUUUUUUUUCUUAUAGCUGUGCCAUUUUCACCAAAGUACGUUACCAGUAUUUCAUAUAUUUAUAUUUGUUUGCUGAUAAGCAAACAGCAGGGGUCUGAUACACUGGAAGCUGUAAAUUGUUGAUCAUCUCGUGGUUUAAUCGAGGCGGUCAUGUUGUUCAUGUUGUUCUUGUUCAACUUUGCAAAUAAAAGGAAGUGUUUUUCCACUUUGCAGUU